AUGUCUCUUGUAGAUUUGCCAGUCGAGCUGCUGCAAAAGAUCAUUCGAGAGCACUGCAAUAAUAAGGCAAUUCAUGCUCUUCGACUCACCUGUCGCGAUACUUGCAUUGCCGCCAACGAGCUUUUGUUACGACAGCACCCCAUCUACGAUCACAAGACCCAUAUUGAGCAGUUGGCAGAAAUUGCUGAAGGCAGAGCAGACAUCAGGAAAGGCGUCAAGAGAUUCACUUUCCUCAUUGAUAGACUGGAGCCCUGCAAUACUUUCGGGGGCUGGAACAGCGCCAGGAAACGCUCCUUCCAACAUGGCGCUGAUCAGACAUAUCACAUCUUACGGCGCAUCAAAGCGAACCAGCCAGCCCCGACGGACUCGGAACUCUGCAAGACGUUGGAACGCUGGCACGAAGAAAAUACGCUGAUUGAGACAUGGCCCAAAAAGAUGAAGACACUCGCCAUGGAUCGCUACUCACGUUAUCGCGAGCUUGUCGAGUAUCAAGCCAUGCUGGAGUGCAAUUCAAACCUCAGAACACGACUUUCCACUUUCUUCGCUGCUUGUCCGAACCUCCAACAUCUUCACUUCAGCAUCAAGUCAUCCCCGCAAGGCCGACUGCUCGACAGGACCUUUCAAAGCGGUCUGGUCAUCCCGAAAGGUGACGUAGACGGUGGUACGUUCCACUUCCGAGAAACGUUACUGGCCGCAUACGACGCGAAAAUCAUCGUCAAAAGGCUCACAAUCAACCAGCUUGAGCAUUGCAUUACUGAGGACCCCGAAUGGAUGCGGGUGAAGGAGAUACAUCAAGUUCUACAGCAUGUUGAAGACCUUCAUUGGAGUUUCGCGCAGUGCCAGCUGAUGGACACCGAGCCGUAUAUGAUUAUGGACGACUUCCAUGAAGCUUUCGCUGCUGGCCGGAUGCGUGAAGUGCUCAUGCAUUGCCCUAAGCUACGGAAGUUGGACUUUUGUGGCCCGGAUGCCGACAGUGGGCAAGAAGAUGAGAACUUCCCCCAGCUUCGUCACAUUGUGGGAGAGCAGUAUUGGGACAAUCUGCAGGAUGUAUCACUUUCCAAUAUCCGCUCUACAGCACAGGAGUUCGCGUCGUUUCUGCUUAGACACGCUCCGACCCUGCAAAGUAUUUACCUGUGCGACUUCCAUCUUACGGAAGGUGACUGGGGCGUCUGCUUGGGCAUGAUCGCUGGUAAGCUUCCACUUCUUCGCAAGGUUGUACUGGAGCGCAGUCUCAGCUCGGUGGAGCAUGGUGGCGCAGACUAUUGGUUCGAUGAUUCGCCAUCUCCCGAUUUCCCUGUGGACAGACUGGAGCCCUUCGUUGAAUGGCUCAUCAAAGGAGGUCAAAAAUCCACCGUGGGGUCCAGGGGCCCGGCAUGA
Fulvia fulva is the source of this 1377-nucleotide messenger RNA. RefSeq lists its product as uncharacterized. The transcript has a single exon. Lineage: Eukaryota; Fungi; Ascomycota; Dothideomycetes; Mycosphaerellales; Mycosphaerellaceae. The record is from RefSeq and is a predicted model, not a curated record. Bases 1 to 1377 code for a protein of 458 amino acids.